Messenger RNA from Nycticebus coucang (slow loris), 11352 nucleotides. RefSeq names its product discoidin domain receptor tyrosine kinase 2 (gene DDR2). Gene Ontology annotation, cellular component: membrane; signaling receptor complex. Gene Ontology annotation, biological process: cell surface receptor protein tyrosine kinase signaling pathway; protein phosphorylation; multicellular organism development. The transcript has 18 exons. The record is from RefSeq and is a predicted model, not a curated record. Gene Ontology annotation, molecular function: protein tyrosine kinase collagen receptor activity; collagen binding; ATP binding. Lineage: Eukaryota; Metazoa; Chordata; Mammalia; Primates; Lorisidae. Bases 442 to 3009 code for a protein of 855 amino acids.
GGCAGCAGCCAACUGAGAGUUGAGUGGAAAAGAAAAUAGCAAUCCUGGACGCUGGAACUGUCCAUUUUUUUUUUUUUUUGGCAGGGGAAGGGAUUAAAUAAAAUCUUUUUGGGGAGGGCUCAGCUCUGGGCUUUCAUGGCCAAAAUACUAAAGAUCAACUCCAUGUGUGUGACCCAACUGUCCUGGAAGCUUCAAAUGGGAAGAGACUGCAAACUUUAAGUUGUGCCUUUAGCUGCAGCCAAGAAAAAAAAGUGAGGUGGGGGGAAUCUGCAAGUGGUCUGGGGUUCGAUGCUCUGGAAAGUUCCAAGGCUUGUGGCUUGAAUUAUUCUAAAGAAGCUGAAGUGACUGAAGAGAAGCAGAGGCAGGCUGUUCCUGAGGACCCUGCUCCACAGAGAAUGUUCUGCUCCCGUUGAUACUCCAGUUCCAACACCACCUUCUGAGAUGAUCCUGAUUCCCAGAAUGCCCUUGGUACUGCUCCUGCUGUUGCCUAUCUUGAAUGCUGCAGAAGCUCAGGUUAAUCCAGCUAUAUGCCGCUAUCCUCUGGGCAUGUCAGGAGGCCACAUUCCAGAUGAGGAUAUCACAGCCUCCAGUCAGUGGUCAGAGUCUACAGCCGCCAAGUAUGGAAGGCUGGACUCAGAAGAAGGAGAUGGAGCCUGGUGUCCUGAGAUUCCAGUGGAACCUGAUGACCUGAAGGAAUUUCUGCAGAUUGACUUGCACACCCUACAUUUUAUUACUCUGGUGGGGACCCAGGGACGCCAUGCAGGGGGUCAUGGCAUUGAGUUUGCCCCUAUGUACAAGAUCAAUUACAGUCGGGAUGGCACUCGCUGGAUCUCUUGGCGGAACCGGCAUGGGAAACAGGUGCUGGAUGGAAACAGUAACCCCUAUGACAUUUUCCUAAAGGACUUGGAGCCACCCAUUGUGGCCAGAUUUGUCCGGUUCAUUCCAGUCACUGACCACUCCAUGAACGUGUGCAUGAGGGUGGAGCUUUACGGCUGUGUCUGGCUGGAUGGCUUGGUGUCUUACAAUGCUCCAGCUGGGCAGCAGUUUGUACUCCCUGGAGGCUCCAUCAUUUAUCUGAACGACUCUGUCUAUGAUGGAGCUGUUGGGUACAGCAUGACGGAAGGCCUAGGCCAGUUGACAGAUGGAGUGUCUGGCCUGGACGAUUUCACCCAGACACACGAGUACCACGUGUGGCCCGGCUAUGACUACGUGGGCUGGCGGAAUGAGAGUGCCACCAAUGGCUACAUUGAGAUCAUGUUUGAAUUUGACCGCAUCAGGAAUUUCACUACCAUGAAGGUCCACUGCAAUAACAUGUUUGCCAAAGGUGUGAAGAUCUUUAAGGAAGUGCAGUGCUACUUCCGCUCUGAUGCCAAUGAAUGGGAGCCUAAUGUCGUGUCCUUCCCCCUUGUCCUGGAUGACGUCAACCCCAGUGCUCGGUUUGUCACGGUGCCCCUUCACCACCGAAUGGCCAGUGCCAUCAAGUGCCAAUACCACUUUGCUGACACCUGGAUGAUGUUCAGUGAGAUCACCUUCCAAUCAGAUGCUGCAAUGUAUAACAACUCUGGAGCCCUGCCCACCUCUCCCAUGGCACCUACAACCUAUGACCCAAUGCUUAAAGUCGAUGACAGCAACACUCGGAUCCUGAUUGGCUGUUUGGUGGCCAUCAUCUUCAUCCUCCUGGCUAUCAUUGUCAUCAUCCUCUGGAGGCAGUUCUGGCAGAAAAUGCUGGAGAAGGCUUCCAGGAGGAUGCUGGAUGAUGAAAUGACAGUCAGCCUUUCCCUGCCAAGUGAUUCCAGCAUGUUCAACAAUAACCGCUCCUCAUCUCCAAGUGAACAGGAGUCUAACUCCACUUACGAUCGCAUCUUUCCCCUUCGCCCUGACUACCAGGAGCCAUCUAGGCUCAUACGAAAACUUCCGGAGUUUGCUCCAGGGGAGGAAGAGUCAGGCUGCAGUGGCCUGGUGAAGCCAGUCCAGCCCAGUGGCCCCGAGGGUGUGCCCCACUACGCUGAGGCUGACAUAGUGAAUCUCCAGGGAGUGACAGGCGGCAACACCUACUCAGUGCCUGCCGUCACCAUGGACCUGCUCUCAGGGAAAGACGUGGCUGUGGAAGAGUUCCCCAGGAAACUCUUAACUUUCAAGGAGAAACUGGGAGAAGGCCAGUUUGGGGAGGUUCAUCUCUGUGAGGUGGAGGGAAUGGAAAAAUUCAAAGACAAAGACUUUGCCCUGGAUGUCAGUGCCAACCAGCCUGUACUGGUGGCCGUGAAAAUGCUCCGAGCAGAUGCCAACAAGAAUGCCAGGAAUGAUUUUCUUAAGGAGAUAAAAAUCAUGUCCCGUCUCAAGGACCCAAACAUCAUCCGUCUCUUAGCCGUGUGUAUCACCGAGGACCCUCUCUGCAUGAUCACUGAGUACAUGGAGAAUGGAGAUCUCAACCAGUUUCUCUCCCGCCAUGAACCUCCAAAUUCUUCCUCCAGUAAUGUGCCCACUGUCAGUUAUACCAACCUGAAGUUUAUGGCUACCCAGAUUGCCUCUGGCAUGAAAUACCUUUCCUCUCUUAAUUUUGUCCAUCGAGAUCUGGCCACACGUAACUGCUUAGUGGGUAAGAACUACACCAUCAAGAUAGCCGACUUUGGGAUGAGCAGAAACCUGUACAGCGGUGACUAUUACCGGAUCCAGGGUCGGGCAGUGCUCCCAAUCCGCUGGAUGUCUUGGGAGAGCAUCUUGCUGGGCAAAUUCACUACAGCAAGUGAUGUGUGGGCCUUUGGGGUUACUCUGUGGGAAACUUUCACCUUUUGCCAGGAGCAGCCCUAUUCCCAGCUGUCAGAUGAACAGGUUAUUGAGAACACCGGAGAGUUCUUCCGAGACCAAGGGAGGCAGACAUAUCUUCCGCAGCCAGCCAUUUGUCCUGACUCUGUGUAUAAGCUGAUGCUUAGCUGCUGGAGGAGAGAUACGAAGCAUCGUCCCUCGUUCCAAGAGAUCCACCUUCUGCUCCUUCAACAAGGGGACGAGUGAUGCCAUCCACGCCUGGCAACAUUUUGAUGGCCCAGGUCCUCCUCACAAUACCUACCACUCACCCAUGCCUAAGCCACUCGGUCUGGACAUUUCAUGAACCUGAGAGACAAAGGCUAGUUUGCUUUGCUCUCUCUCUUCCUCACCUCCUCCCACUGCACUCCUCUACUCCCUACCCUUAACUCAUAUAUCCUUUUUUUUUUUUUUACAUUAGAACUCGAAAAAGAGAGAAAAAAGCCUAGGGCAGAUAAAAUCUAGUAAAAGAAAUCUAAUUUGAUAUACCAAAGGCUAGAAAAUUCAGAGAAUUUAGAAACGUUAAAUAUGCCUGUGUUUAUACAUGUGCAGAUUCUAGAAUAUUUUUUCCAUGUCACCUUAAAAAAAAUCUUCAGGAAGAAGAACUUGAAGAAUACUAAUGUCUUCAGAAACAGCAUUAGGCAUAGGGACAACACUUGAUAGAUGUGCAGACUCUGAGGACUCAGUUUUCCGUAGCUAACCACAGAUGGUUCUCUAAUUUGGCGUCCGAACAUGUCCCAUUCUGUGUAUUUCCCUCUCCCCACAAAGUGGAUGACACGUUCUUGGAAACACCCAAUGUUUUGGUCAUUCAGGGGCAGGGGUCAGGGUUGAAGUUCAUAUGUAAAACAACAAGGGAUGUGGAUAGGGAAAAACGUGUGCUGCAAGGCUGUUUAAAGGGGAAUUGUCAUAUGAAAAAGUACCUCACGCGUGGAAGGAUUCUUGAAUAGAUAACAGACACAAGAAAUGAAGGGGUGUGGAGAGGGCCGGGUCACAGGUGUGCUAUCCAGUACUCAUUGGUGAUUUCUGCAGAGAGGUCUCUUCUUUGUCUUGGUCAGACAUUUUCAUGUUUGAUAUGUGUUUUAGUGAGAACCUGAUUUUUUUAAUCAGUAAAAUCUGGUGUUUUUCUGCUCAAGAUAUCCUUUUGAUAUCUUGAUAGAAAGCUUUUUGGUCAUCUGGUCCAAAUGUCCUGGCUGUUUUAGUGGAUGAAGCCUUUGUAGGACCUUUGGUCUGGAGGCUGAAUUACUCAGGCAUAAAUUCCUAAAGGCCAUGUGUAAUAGGGAAUAAUAGAUCAAUUCCAAGUGUCCCUGAAAGGCUGACUUAGGACCAAUAAGGAGAAGGUACAAGGAGAUUAAUUUCCACUUUUUAUCAUGGAAAACAUACAAGGAUAAAUGGGCUGCCUCCAGAGAUGUCCCUAAAGAGGUUCUGAUAUAGCCUGAAGAACUGUGCAGUAAAGAAGGAGAUUUUCACACACGAGGCAGAUGGUUGUAGGAGACAAUGUUUAUGUCCUUCUAACUGCGAAAGUCCUUGAUUUCAGAACAGCACAGGAAGAGCUCCCACUGCUGCUGUCUGGUGCACAUGCUCUGGGCUCUGAGACGGAGCCACCAGCAGAGAAGAAAGCGGGAGGUUUUGCUUUCAGAAUUCAUGGAAAUGAACAGGGUCAAGGAGGAGUCCCCUUCCAGCAGAUUCUGGGCUUUCAUAUUCUGCAAAUCCUCAGAUUCAGUGGGAAGCUGGAAAAGGGAACCCUAAUUCUCAUGGAGGAGAAACAAAAGAAAAGAUGACAGAGUAAGCGUUCCAAGCUGAGAAAAGACAGUCUUGACUUGAUGAAUCUGCCUCUGCCCUCACCUGGCCACCUCCUGCAUGGUUUCUCAGGAAUGUGUUCCCUCCAUUCAGCCUCUAACAUGGUUUCAGGCCAGAGCACAAGCAUAAAUCUAAAUCCCAAGUCCCAAAGAUCCAUUUUGCAGGUCUUCUCUAACCCUAACAAAGGCUCUCUCCCCACAGUUGUCCUAUGACUCUGGGUUUUAGUCUCUCCUAGGACCAAUUUUGGAGAGAUCAUUGCUUUUGAGAGUCACGAGAACAUUGCUUUGGAAGCUUUAUCAUUUUUCUGCCUCAACCCUAGUGUGUCCUGUUGAGUAAAUCACUUUGCCUCUCUGCAUUUUGUUUCCUUAUCUAUCAAAUGAGGAAAGUGGAUUAGAUGGCCUUGAAGUUCCUUCUGGUUCUGAUUUGUCUAGUACUACCCAAUAAUUGGAUCUAUAACUGAUGUGGAUUGAGAAAUUUGGUCAUCUCCUACUCUGAAAAUUGUGACCAGCAAAAGAGAUCAUGGAAGAAAUCACCGUAAUGAUAGUCAUAGUAACAUCUGCUAUUUGUACAGUGCUUUAGUUUACCAGAUGUUUCCACAAACAUUUUCAUGUUUGAUAUGUACAGGGCCAUUUUCUCUUAUACCUUGGGAACUGCCACAUUCUGCUUUCAAUAUAAGUGUUAACUUGGUUAGAAUCAAAGGGACUUAAAAACAAGCAAACAAACAAAAGCAUUAAAGGGACCUGAAAUCAAGACUUAUUCUCUUUUAUCCACAUGUCUCUGGUAGGGACACAUCCUGAUCAUGUCAUGGAUUUUUAUAUAGCAAGAAAAAGAUACUAUCAAUUUGCCUUCCUUUGCCUAAUAUCUUUCCAUUUAUUUCUUCUUAUGCCUAUGCCCCAAUUCACUGGGUAUUCUAUGAUGCCAUUUUAUUUUUUAAAUCAUGUUUAAAAUGAACUUAUUAUGCCUGUAUUUUCCUGGCUUUGAAUCAUAGAAGUAAUCUGUUAGAGGUGGCUGCCAAAUAUGUAUUAUCAUGUAACACAUACAUGUAUCCCUUUUUGGGAUGAGGAAAGCUUCAUCUUCUGGCAUCGACACCGUCUUACUACAGGCACAGGCUUUCCUUCUAGCUUAAUCAAGCCUACAGAGAUUAGGAGCAUAUGGAAGGAAUACACAGAGUGCAUGGAAAAGGCUUAGUAUGUAAAAUUUAAAAACAGCUGGAGUUUUGGUGCUCAUAGCACAGUGGUUAUGGUGCCAGCCACAAACACUGAGACUGGAGGGUUUGAACCUGGCCCAGGCCAGCUAAACAACAAUGACAAAUGCAACAACAAAAAUAGCCCUGUGUUGUGGUGGGCACCUGUAGUCCCAGCUACUUGGGAGGCUGAGGCAAGAGAAUCACUUGAGCCCAAGAGUUUGAGGAUGCUGUGAGUUGUGAUGCCAUGGCACUCUACCCAGGACAACAUAGUGAGACUCUAUCUCAAAAGAAACAAUAAAAUAAAAUCAAAAUAGCUUGAAUCUAAAUUAGAAGAAUGAAGCCAGAACUUAUUUGGAAAAGGAGAUCGAAAACAAACAAACAAACAAACAAACAAAAAAAAAAACCAUGAGACACGUGGGCCCUCAUUACCUUUGCAGUGAGUUCUCCUCUUCAUGAUUUAUGUGAACUAUUUUAUGUGUUGUGGAUGGUCAGAUCUAAAUGUGUUCUCUUGCCAGUUGAUGUGCUAAUAGCUAGUUCCAAAUCUUGUCAUGCUGCCCAGACAAACAUGUGGUCAGAAAAGGUUUGGAGUGGAAAGAGGCACCUGAGGAGAAAAUAUACUUUUAAUGCUGUGGGUGUAAGUCUGUAUAACAAGGAGUGUUGUGUGAAAGUGGGUAAAGAGAAGGCCACACGAAUGUGAAUAGGACUGGACAGGCGCAGGUGAGGGCUAGAAAGGGGGCUACAUGGAAGGAGGCAAUGGGGCGUGCAGAGGAAAGACACAGGGAGGCUAAGAGCAAGCAAGGUAGGAACAGGGGUGGCUGGAGCUAUUGGGAAUCCAUGCUGAGGGCUGAAAGCAGAUCUCUCUGAAGAGAGGUCCAAGAGGGGACAGAGAAAGUAAGUGUCAUGAAGUAAAAGAUAAAGGUGGAUGGAGAAAGAUGAAAUUCUACACAAUACAAUUUAUGCAAAUUAUCUAUUAAAAAAUGGAAAGUUAGGUGCAGUGUAUGAAAUGGAAGGCAGUUUUUCAGAGUUUUAAGGAAGGGGAAGUCCCUCAUGGGAAAGACAUAAGCAACCAUCAGGGAAUGGCCUUUUCACUUCAGGAGAAGUGGAUGAGGACACCAUUCUGAGCACACUGUGUACUCUAGACCACUUCAAGUGCUGGGGAGAAGAGACCAACUCUUUGAAUGAACUGGACUUGGUUUUCCAAAUGCUGCUUUGGAAAUGAAGACCUAGAAGUCAGGGAAUUGAUGAUAGCUCAUGAAUCUGUGUUCCCUUCUCCUGUGUCUGUCAAGGAAAGCCAUUUCAAUAAUCCCUAAUAUGCAGUGCCAAGAAUGGCUGUAGGCAAACAUGGGGAUGAUACACGUAAAUUAGACAAGAUUAAAUCAUGUCUGCUGGCUGCACAAAGAGGUAUGUGUCAUGUUGGAAAUGUGUUUUUUCAUCCCAUCCAGGCUUCCCAUAAGAAAGGCAUGAUGUGGCUGGGAAGAAUCAAUAUCGUUAAAAUGUCUAUACUACCCAAAGCAAUAUAUAAUUUUAAUGCAAUUCCUAUCAAAGCUCCAUUGUCAUAUUUUAAAGAUCUUGAAAAAAUAAUACUUUGUUUUAUAUGGAAUCAGAGAAAACCUUGAAUAGCCAAAACAUUACUCAGAAAUAAAAACAAAGCAGGAGGAAUCACGCUAGCAGACCUGAGACUGUACUAUAAAGUGAUAGUGAUCAAAACAGCAUGGUACUGGCACAAAAACAGAGAAGUAGAUGUCUGGAACAGAAUAGAGAACCAAGAGAUGAAUCCAGCUACUUGCCGUUAUUUGAUCUUUGACAAGCCAAUUAAAAACAUUCAGUGGGGAAAAGAUUCCCUAUUUAACAAAUGGUGCUGGGUGAACUGGCUGGCGAUCUGUAAAAGACUGAAACUGGACCCACACCUUUCACCAUUAACUAAGAUAGACUCUCACUGGAUAAAAGAUUUAAACUUAAGACAUGAAACUAUAAAAAUACUUGAAGAAAGUGCAGGGAAAACUCUUGAAGGAAUCGGUCUGGGUGAAUAUUUUAUGAGGAGGACUCUCCAGGCAAUUGAAGCAGCAUCAAAAAUACAUUACUGGGACCUGAUCAAACUAAAAAGCUUCUGUACAGCCAAGAACAUAAUAAGUAAAGCAAGCAGACAGCUCUCAGAAUGGGAGAAAAUAUUUGCAGGUUAUACCUCCGAUAAAGGUUUAAUAACCAGAAUCCACAGAGAACUCAAACCUAUUAGCAAGAAAAGAACAAGUGAUCCCACCUCAGGGUGGGCAAAGGACUUGAAGAGAAACUUCUCUAAAGAAGACAGAUGCACAAUCUACAAACACAUGAAAAAAAGCUCAUCAUCCUUAAUCAUCAGAGAAAUGCAAAUCAAAACUACUUUGAGAUAUCACCUAACCCCGUAAGAGUAGCCCACAUAACAAAAUCCCCAAACCAGAGAUGUUGGCGUGGAUGUGGAGAAAAGGGCACACUUCUACACUGCUGGUGGGAAUGCACACUAAUACGUUCCUUCUGGAAGGAUGUUUGGAGAAUACUUAGAGAUCUAAAAAUAGAUCUGCCAUUCGAUCCUAUAAUUCCUUUACUAGGUUUAUACCCAGAAGACCAAAAAUCGCAAUAUAACAAAGACAUCUGUACCAGAAUGUUUAUUGCAGCCCAAUUCAUAAUUGUAAGUCAUGGCAGAAGCCCAAGUGCCCAUCAACUCAUGAAUGGACUAGCAAAUUGUGGUAUAUGUACACCAGGGAAUAUUAGGUAGCCUAAAGAAAGAUGAAGACUUUACCUCUUUCAUACUUACAUGGAUGGAGCUGGAACAUACUCUUCUUAGCAAAGUAUCUCAAGAAUGGAAGAAAAAGUAUCCAAUGUACUCAGCCCUAUUAUGAAGCUAAUUUAUAGCAUUCAUAUGGAGGCUAUAACCCAACUAUAGCACAAGAAGGGGGAAAGGGCCAAGGAAGGGGAAGGGAGGGGGAAUGUUAAGGUGGAGGGAGCAUAAUGGGUGGGGCCACACCUACGGUGCAUCUUGGAAUGGGAACAGGCGAAACCUACUAAAUGGAGAAUAAAAUGUCCACAUACAAUAUCUAAGAAAAUGCCAUGAAGGCUACGUUGAACAGUUUGAUGAGAAUAUUUCAGAUUGUAUAUGAAACCAGUACAUUGUACCCCUUGAUUGCACCAAUGUACACAGUUAUGAUUUAACAAUAAAAAAAAGACAUUAGGUAAAACCUAUGGAAAUAUAAAAAAAGAAAGAAAGGCAUGAUGUGAGGCUAAGCCUUGUGUUUUGAGCAAAAGAGAACAGAGGAAGGCAAGUGUUCGAAAGAGGGAAAGAGAUGAAAUGUUCCAAGGACCCUAUAUACUAAAACAGAACAGCAUUUGUUUUGCCCAAAACUACAAAAAAAAAGAAAAAAAAUUUAUAGACAUGAAAUUUUCCAUCUUAGUCUUUUCAGUAAGACUUCUGUCCUCUGGCAAUGUGGUAGGUCCCAAAUAUUCUUGCAUUUCCGGGAAGAUGCAGGUCUCAAUGUUUGCUGGGAAAUCCUUCUGAGUCAAAAUUUAACAUUUUUAUAGAAAUAGAUGAAUAUCUUUUCUGCUUGGCAAGUGUUUUAGAGUACUGAAUUGAGAGAGAAAGAGACUGAAGUGGUUAAUGGUGAUUUUAUUUCUGGCAUUUUAUGUUCUCUGCACAAUUAACUGCAUUGCUGGGUAGCAAAGGAGUGGUGGGUAAUUGUUCAGUGGGUGUAUCCUUUAAAAAAACAUGUUAUUGAGAAAUAAUUUGAAACUCACAAGAAGUUGCAAAAGUGGUAGAGUGGCUUUACCUAUGCCCAGGUUUCCCCACUGAUAACAUUUUACAAUAGUUGAUUUUCAACUGCAGUUUGUUUUCAGAGCCAGAAAAUUGACCUUGGUAUAAAACUAUUUAAGUGAACUGCAGACUUGAUUUGGAUUUCACCCAUUUUUCUGCAUGUAUUUAUUUAGCUGUUGAAUAGUUUUAAUUCUCGCUGUUUCAUAGUCCGGCCUUGCUUGGAUACAGAAGAAAAGAUACCAUCUGGAUACACUUCUACAAAUUUCAAGAGAAUGUGACAAAUUAAGCUGUUCCAUUAUCAAUGAGUAAUAUCCUGCCUACAUUGCUUCUAGAUUUCCUGAGCUGUUUGGCGCCUGAAACAAUCCAAGAACCCUUAGAAGGAUUGGGCAACACCAGUCACAGUAAGACUUGUCCAUAGCUUGUUGGUUAGAGACCCAAGUAUACAAGAGUAUGUUUGAGGGUUCCUCCCAGUUUCUAUGAGUGAUUUGCAGUGGACUUUACAGUAACUUUGGUUAAGAGUUAGGUGGCAUUUAGUUAACAGCACCAGGGAUUGCUUGUGGAAGGACUAUGCUACAGUGAUAAAAGCUCCUAAUGUGUGAUAAAAUACUAUUUUCAGAGUGGUAGAGAAUUUUUAUUUGCCUAAAUAGCUAUUCUUAAAUGGAAUAACCACCGCAUUGGACCAAAUUAAACACAAACACAGCAAUAGCCCGUGGGGGAGAAGUUGGAACUCCAGUUUUGUGGUCUAUAGCUUUGAGUAUUAUGAUGACAUAUUUAAACGACCUAUCUAAGGGCCACAAGAUCAUAACAGGGUGUGUCUUGUAAAGUUCCUAGGUCACUGUGAGCACUAAAUAAAUAUUUUUCAAAUGCUGUUUUUAGAAAGGCUAAAAGAUGGAAACAAAAAUUUGUCAUCCAGCAUAAUAACUAGGGUGAAUUUAGGGAGACUUCCUUGGCUAUAACAUAGUGUUUAUUUUCAAUUGAGGAGAGAGAAAAAAGCACCCAAACUUGUCCCUGGUGAAGUACACCCUCCACUUGUAUGUUUUCUGACAGUGAAAUCGAUCUACGGAUGUGCUUCAUUCCAUGGUAUUUGGGCAACCAUGAAAGGUAAUUCUCCACAGAGUACUGGAUCAAAAGCAGAGACCAGAUUCUGGCCCCAAACCCAGCCCAUUUGAAACGAGCUGCUUGGUCUCUCCUGCAGACAGCUUGCCAACACCACCACAUGCCUCCGCAGGAGAAUGAGGAGUCCCAAGCUAGCCCAUACACAUGCACAAUCACAAUUGCGUGUCAAGGAAGAAAUUUCUGAGACUCAAGGGAAAUAACGAUGGGGUAAGGUAAUUACUUCUAGUGAAAAACUGUUUCCUUGAAAAGAGGCUUGGAAGCGAUCGAAAGUCAGGAGGGUUCCUGCAAACACACCAAGAAUGUGUAAUCUAGCCUAUCCAUUGUAUGCCCUUUAUUAUUCAUGAUAUCCUAUUUCUUCUACCCUGUUGUCGGGUUACUUUUUCUGAGGACUGAAUUUCUGCAGCGAUGUGGUGCGCUCUUCUUAUGAUGUGGAAACAUCUAGGCCUUAUUCUGCAGGCUCUGGAAGAUGAUGUGUCUUGUCAAGGGGUAAACAGCCAAUGGAUUUAAUUUCUGCUUAAAUCUAUCAUAGUCAUUCCAAAAUAAAAUACGUAAAAAUGUUCUGUAUUAGAAAAAGAAACGUGAUACCAAUUGUAUAUUUUCUUUUCUUUAUUUAUUCUCUAUAUGUCUGUCAGAUGAUAAAUUGUAAAUAACAAUGAUUAAAGAGUCAUGCUACUGA